This is a messenger RNA of Oikopleura dioica, 666 nucleotides long. The record is from the annotation of a GenBank genome assembly. Lineage: Eukaryota; Metazoa; Chordata; Appendicularia; Copelata; Oikopleuridae.
AUGGGUUCUCAGCCAGAGAUGACCAAAGCCACCGAGGAGGAGAUUCCAAAGGAGGACCAGUUCAAGCAGCCUUCCCAACCAGCUGAUUCUUCUUCCCAAACUGAGCCGCUAGCUGAGGUGAAACAGCUCUCCCAGAAAAUGGAAGAGCUCUCUUCCCAAGAAAAGCCGCAGGAAGACGAGAUCAUCUCCGGCGACAAGAGUUUCUUCAACGAGCAAUUUAAAACUGCGGACCGGGUCGAAGUUAUGUUCGAAAAUGGAGAUGCAUCUCCCGAAGAGCGAGCCGAAAAGAAGGCCACGAAAAAGCGACCGCUCGAGGACGACGAGGAAACGAGCCCAACAAAAAAGGCUCAUCAGAUGACUGCGUCUUUUUUGGCUGAUCACGACGAAGUGACCGGCGAUCCAGCUGCCUGCUCCACUCAAGAGCCUCCAAAAGACAAGGAGCAGAACUCCCAAGGAGCUCGAAGCGAGGUCGGACCGUCUCAAGAAAUUCCUUACCAGAUCCCGGGAUUCAUCGACGCCGCCGAGGAAGAAAUGAAGAGCGUCGACAGCGCUGAAAUCGUUCAACACAUCCUCGGUGAUAUCAAAGAGGAAGAUGCAAACGGGGCUGCGGAGAAAGACGAUGAAGCCGCUCAGGGCGAAGCUGCCAAAGAUGAUGCUCAGAACUGA